AUGGAAAAGCUGGGAACCUUGGUGGGGUGUGUGGUGACCAUCGAGAGAAGCAAAAUCAAAAUCACAGUCACCUCAGAGGUCCCUUUUUCCAAGAGGUACCUGAAGUACCUCACCAAGAAAUACCUGAAGAAGAACUUGCACGACUGGCUCCGCAUGGUCGCCAACAGCAAGGAGAGCUACGAGUUGCGAUAUUUCCAGAUCAACCAGGAUGAAGAGGAGGAUGAGGAGGAAGAUUAA
Podarcis lilfordi (Lilford's wall lizard) is the source of this 237-nucleotide messenger RNA. The record is from the annotation of a GenBank genome assembly. NCBI's taxonomy places the organism in Eukaryota, Metazoa, Chordata, Lepidosauria, Squamata, Lacertidae.